This is a messenger RNA of Cicer arietinum (chickpea), 411 nucleotides long. RefSeq names its product flowering-promoting factor 1-like. The record is from RefSeq and is a predicted model, not a curated record. Lineage: Eukaryota; Viridiplantae; Streptophyta; Magnoliopsida; Fabales; Fabaceae. Gene Ontology annotation, biological process: regulation of flower development.
AUGUCUGGUGUGUGGGUGUUCGACAAGAAAGGGGUAGCGAGGCUAAUAAGCAACCCAACAAGAGAAUCCUUUGAGCUGAAAACAGAACAAACUCAACAAGGCACAGCAACAGCACCAGGUGCACGACCACGACUUCUCGUAUACCUUCCAACCAACCAAGUCAUUCAUUCUUUCUCCCAACUCGAACAGAUACUCAUCCAACUCGGUUGGACUCGCUACACUAACUCACUAAAUCAACCUCCUCCUCCUCCUGAUCUCAUUCAGUUCCAUCGCUCAGAUACUUCUACACACUACCUUCUCUCACUCCCCAAAAACUUCUCUAGUUUUAAACACUUUCAUAUGUACGAUAUUGUCAUUCAAAAUCGUUCUUUCUUUCAAGUCCGUGACCCCACAUCGAUCAUGCAUCGUUAG